AUGCCCACCGUUAGAUCAGGAGUCCCACCCGAGGCUUAUAUCCGCCGCCGGAGUUCGACCCUUUCCCAGUACAGUUUGAACGAAGCUUCGCAGGAUUUCCGCGAGGAGAUUGUAGACCCUGGGCCAGAUGUUAGGAGCGCGGUGACGACAUGGAAGUCGUUUCUGCCCAUUGUGUUUGCUUCGAUUCCCCCGGUUGCGGGGCUGUUCUUUCACAACGGGACGGCCUUCUUCAGCGACCUCAUCCUACUCUUCCUGGCCACCGUCUUUCUUCACUGGUCUGUUACGGCGCCAUGGAAAUGGUAUCAGGCGACGCAGCAGGUGAGGGAGGGCCAAGAGACCGCCUUGGAAGAGUCGUUGGAGCUCCAAAGCGGCGCCCGAAGUCCGGAUUCUGGUAGUGAUUCGAUGUCACCCAAGAGCGUCACUGGGUCAGGAGACGACAAGAAGAUGAAAGCGCGCAAGAUUGAUGCGGCAUUGGGCCGACUGCAUAGACUCGAAAUUAUGGCCCUGGGUGCAUGUUUUCUCUCUCCGGCGGCCGCCACUUACAUGCUCUACUCGCUGCGCUUCUUUCUCAGCCGGCCCUCGGAAGGACUUGUCUCCAAUUUCAACGUCGGAAUUUUCUUUCUCGCCGCCGAGAUCACUCCACUCUCGCAUGCCAUCAAAUUGGUCCUGGCCCACACCCUGCACCUCCAGCGCAUCGUCAACUCGAACCCCUACCGCACGGUGCGCGUCACGCCGUCCAAGUAUCGGGAGCUGAACAGCCAACUUGAGAAUCUCGAAAUUCGCUUGGAUGAGCAAGCCCGGCGAAAGCCCUGCGAAGGUUGUGAUUGCACCAAUGGGGCCAAGCAGCAGCAGGCAGCGCGGCAGAUGCGCGAGGAGACUACCAAGGAGGUGCGCGCCGCCGUGGCUCCCGACAUCGAUGCAAUCGUCCGUGCCGUUCGCCGCUAUGAGCGGAAGACCAGUACUUUAACAAGCGACACCGAGCAGAGCAUAUUGGAUUUGCGCCGCCGCCUUGACGACGUCAUUGCCUUGUCCGCGGUGGUAGCUAGGAAUGACGCCCAACGUCGGGGGGUUAUGGGGAAUGCGGCGGAUGUGUUCUGGAUGGUUGUGAUGUUCCCACUGACGGCGAUACUCUGGGUCAUCUCCAUCUUUUUUCCACGCCCGCUAGGAUUGGUGGUGGAAGCAGAGGAGCGAACCCCAGUUGGUGUUGAUGAGCAUGGAGGGAUUGCUGACGAUGGGAGUAGCAUUGAUUGGAGUGGGGGAGGGAGAACAUACCGACUCAGCUCAAGCUUCAACCCUCUUGGUCAAACACAGACUCGGCCUUUUAGGUCGGGGCGGAGUUCUCCCAUAUCAUCGGUUGGGCCGUUUUCGCGUCCGAGUAGGUUUCGGACGUCGUGA
Dichotomopilus funicola is the source of this 1395-nucleotide messenger RNA. RefSeq lists its product as uncharacterized. Lineage: Eukaryota; Fungi; Ascomycota; Sordariomycetes; Sordariales; Chaetomiaceae. The transcript is spliced from 2 exons. The coding region runs from base 1 to 1395 and encodes 464 amino acids. The record is from RefSeq and is a predicted model, not a curated record.